UUGGAAUUUCCAGCCCAGACACUACCCUUUGUUGACAGCGUAGAUUGGAACUGCCAUACCUGUAGUCAAAAGAUUUCCUUGACUGGCAUAGGGUGACUAGGGAGACUCCGGGGUUUUCUGUUUGUUUUUUGUCCUGAAGCCUUCAAAAGCUUCGAUUCAGUUGAUCAUCUGCUUCACUGUCAAUUAAAUAAUUAGUGGGGGCAAUUUUAGAAUUUGAUUCUCUGGCUUCCUUCGUGCUGACAAUAUCCUUUAAUAGUCUCAGACACAAAGCUAAAAUUGUGCACAGCCCUUUGUUUUCUCACCAUCCUAUUUAUUGCUUGUUAGAUUUUUGAGGGGUUUUUUUUCCUCCCAAGUAAAAACUUUCUUUGUUGUUAAGUAUACUUAAUACCAGCUUUGCAAAGAAGACUGCUUGCUCAGUCGAAGGUAACUAGAUGCCAUCAAAUAAUAGAGAAUCUUAUGGCAGAGCGAAGCCACAGAAGUUGUAUUUUCUGUUUGUCAAAGUAAUUCGUAUUCAACGUAGAAUUGCUGAGGCUGGUUAUUCCACAGACAACACUUUAGUGUGGUGGCUGCUGACCGGUCAAGGGAGAACUCAGACAAGACUUGAAGAGGACCCAGAAUUUAAGGAUUUUGAAGGAACAGAUGUGAAAGACAUGAGACUAGAAGCCGAAGCCGUUGUGAACGACGUUCUCUUUGCCGUUAGCAACAUGUUUGUCUCAAAAAACCUACCCUGUGCAGAUGACGUGGCGUAUAUCAAUGUGGAAACACGGGAAAGAAACAGAUACUGCCUGGAGCUUACAGAAGCGGGCCUUCGGGUGGUUGGUUACGCUUUCGACGAGGCAGACGAUAACAUCCAAACGCCAUACCAUGAGACCGUAUACUCCCUGUUAGACUCUCUUAGCCCAGCGUACCGGGAAGCCUUUGGAAACGCACUGCUUCAAAGGCUGGAAGCUUUGAAAAAGGAUGGACAGUCAUGAUUCAAUCUGUUGUCUCUGCUUUGCUUCUUUGGGAGAGUCCCGUUGCUGGUAGGAAGUCAAAGCAGGCUUGAAUUUGUGCUGACCGCUGUAACCUAAAAUGCAUCUUCAGCUCCGUCUCUCAGGCUUCUGACUCUCUGAACGGUAUCGACUAGCGAACUCUCUCUGUUCUUCCGAUCCACCCGGGGAUUCUGAGGCCUCCGCUCUGUGAUGUAGAGCGUCACUUAAAUGAUUUACUUUCAGGUUUCCCGUGAUGAAGUUCCAUCUCUGCAUUUCAAAAAGAAAACAGCAUUAGCCUCUAGAAGGAGCAGUGCUGUAAUGCCGCCAGCACCCUCUAACUUAGAGAAUUCUAGAUUUUUUUGCACAGUAAUAUAGGGAUUCUACUGAUUAUCUUCAAACUUAAAUUCAGCCUGCUAAAUCAGGGGUACACUACUAGCUCUGACUGAAUUCGUAAUAAUUAAGUUGCUCCAAGCCUUACGGGAAACACACCGUCAUCCUGUUUCCUCUGCACACAUUUUGAAAUUCACUGCUUCACUUAACUGUUUAUAUGGCUAAUGUGGACUGGUAAUGGAAAACUGUGUAUAAUUUUCCUCAUCGUGUUGAGUGGAAAAAACAAGGAUUAAAAAGUUCUAAUUACCCUUGUUUGCCGACAACCAGCCAACCUUUACAAAGGAUAAGCCGUUAGCAAAUGAAUGUAGUAGUUGCUAUCUUAACUUCAAGGGAACUAAGCACAGAUAUAAAUGUAGGAACAGACUCCAUUCUCUUUAGGAUAAAAAAAAAAAAGGGCACCCUAAAUCUGCAUUAUCAGAAAGCUAUAUAUGGAUCUGGUUUCUUAAAAAAAAAAACAACAAAACAAAAACCAAUAUUUUGGCCUGUGUUGAUUCUUAUUCUUCUGAAUGUUUGUUUACAUAAUGUACAGUAUAGAUUUGAAAGUAUUUUUGCUUCAAAGUUACUUUCUAUAAAGUAGUGCUUUGGUAUUCCCUCGAUGCUUCCCCUUUCCCUACAGAUGUACUGUGUCCGGUCUUAAUGCUAAAUCUACAAUGUAAUGUUAGUGCAUUGUAAGGGUUUGAAACCAAAGGAUGUAUGAAGCAUUCAUAGACUACUAUUUGAAAAAUGGAUACUCUAUGUAUUUUGUAUUUUAUAACAAGUAUUAAUAUUUAUAAACCUAUUGAACUGAACCAUGCUGCUAUACAUUUUUCAAGUAUAUGUUGGAUAGGAACGGUUGAGGGUUUUUGGAUUUUUUUUUUUAAGCAGUUACUAAAGCAGUAACUGUAGAAAUGUUGAACUAAAAUUCCAAAUCUGAAAAUUGCCUUCAUAUGUUUACAGUACUUAAAUUUUUAUCCAUUCUUAAAAAUAAAAAAAGUUCUUUUGCUCUGACUGCAUACUAGUCAUUUGAUGCAUGUAAUUUGAGCAAAUUAAACAUUUGAGUGGCCAUUAUUAAUGAAUGUUUUUGCUACAUUUCAGAAGGCUUUUUUAUUGUUAGCCUUGCUUUCAUAUCCAAAGUAUCCUACCCUCCGGGUGGAAAAGUUUCCUGCCUAUUCUCAGGCUAAAUAUGUGGCGUCGUCGUUUUUUUAAAAACAAAACUUUUGUAAAAACAUGAAAAAAACUGUUUCCCUACUUGGAGCUACAUAUAAAGCAAUAAGCGAUCAUGCUAGCACAAUACUGAAACUGGUAAUCAUUUGAACCCAGUUGUUUAGUGCAGUUAGUUCAAUUAUGUAAUGCUGCUUUUGCUAACUUUUGUUUUGGAAUGAUGUGGCUGUCUGCUUUGGAAAGGCAGUUGAAAUUAGUAGUAAAACUAUAUCAAACUAAGUAAACCAAUAAAACUAUUCAAUUAGU
Messenger RNA from Ornithorhynchus anatinus (platypus), 2807 nucleotides. It is a transcript of the gene GSKIP, whose product is annotated as GSK3B interacting protein. The record is from RefSeq and is a predicted model, not a curated record. The transcript is spliced from 4 exons. Gene Ontology annotation, biological process: regulation of canonical Wnt signaling pathway. Gene Ontology annotation, cellular component: cytoplasm. NCBI's taxonomy places the organism in Eukaryota, Metazoa, Chordata, Mammalia, Monotremata, Ornithorhynchidae. Bases 432 to 974 code for a protein of 180 amino acids. Gene Ontology annotation, molecular function: kinase regulator activity; protein kinase A binding.